CUAUCCACUAUAGUAGCCCGCGAGCAAUACAAACAUAAUAGUGUGGCCCGCGAGGCCGACAACCUUGGACUACCCUGGUAUACACUAUACACUAUUCUUUUGUGUCACAGAUAUGACGAAUUCGCUUUAACUUAAUUGUUAAACUUGCCUAAAUAUGACCACGGUUCACCAACCAGACACGAACACCGGAGACUGCAACUUGGAAAAGACGCUCACAGCGUCGUCUGGCGGCGGCAAUAAAAAAUAGUAGUUGCAUCGAACCAAUAUGCUCAUUAACCGAACCAACUAAGUAGGUAGUUACCAUACAUGAUGGCUGCUACAUCAGGUGGUCGGUAUUGCCUGCAGCGUUUCAAAAGUUUUCAUUCAAGAUCGACUGCAACAAAAAAGUUUAUAAGAAGAAUCAAUGUUAAAGUUACAGGUGACAGAUAUGAAGCACAAAUUAUGGAUGGGAAUGCAAUGGCUAAAGAAAUUCGUGGAGAGGUCAAGAAAGAGAUUAAUGCAUGGGUUGAAAGUGGUAAACGUGCUCCUCACUUGACUGCUGUUCUGGUAGCAGAUGAUCCAGCUAGCCAAGCUUAUGUGAAAAAUAAAAUGAAAGCUUGUAAAGAUGUUGGCAUUACAAGCAAUACUGUUCUCAAGCCUGGAUCAAUUUCACAAGAAGAAUUGUUAUCACUGGUUGAUGAAGUAAAUCAGGAUAAUACUGUUGAUGGCUUACUUGUUCAGCUACCUCUUCCAGAACAUAUUGAUGAAAGGACAAUAUGUAAUGCAGUAAAACCAGAAAAAGAUGUUGACGGUUUUCAUGUAACAAAUGUAGGAAGGUUAUGUCUUGAUAUUCCCUCCAUUCUUCCUGCAACCCCUGCUGGAAUAUGGGAACUGCUAAAAAGAACAGGAGUUGAAACAUUUGCAAAAACUGCUGUUGUUUGUGGCAGAUCAAAAAACGUGGGAAUGCCGAUUGCAAUGCUAUUACACACAGAUCACAGACAUGAGAGACCAGGAGGUGACGCUACUGUUACAAUAACUCACAGAUACACACCAAGAGACCAGUUGAAACUUUUUACGAAAACAGCUGAUAUAGUAGUUGUAGCGGCAGGAAUACCUGGAUUGAUAACCGCUGAUAUGGUGAAGGAAGGUUCAUGCAUUAUUGACGUUGGAAUUAACAGGGUCAAAGAUGAAAAAACAGGGAAAACAAAACUGGUUGGAGAUGUUGAUUUUGAAGGUGUCAAGAAAGUAGCUGGCUAUAUAACACCUGUACCUGGAGGAGUUGGUCCUAUGACUGUAGCUAUGGUGUGUAAGAAUACAUUAUCUGCGGCCAAGGGAGAAAUAGAGUUUUAACUCAUUUCACAAUUGCACAUAUCACUGUAGUUAGUGAUCAGGCUCAGGAAUCUAUUUUUAGUAUUUUAUUACUAAAUACUCUUGGAUAUAACUCUUCAAUUCACUUCAAAAUUAAAUAUUCUCUCAUGUUGAAUUUUAUCACAUUAUUUAUGUCGACUUUUGCCUUUCUGAAAUAGAGGUGUUUGAAUUAUUAUAAUCAUUUCAAUUCGGCUUUAGUAGAGCAUAAAAUUGUCACACUACAGCCACUUAUUCAUCGUAUUUACUGCAUUUAGAGUAGUAGUUUGAAGAUUGAUUCUGUAUAGGUAAACUACAUUUAAGCAAGUGAACCAACCGAUCCCUAAAAAAUUGUGUGUAUUAUUCACUUGUGACAGUAUAGUUAUCAAAUUUUUUAUUUUAAUGAUGGACUAUUUGUAUUAGUACCUUUUCUUUUUUAGUCCGUAGUGCUUGUAUAAUUUUUUCUUUAAUUUGCAUGCAUGAGUUUCAUCCAUAAGUUUCUAUAAUUGUUUUUAAUUGUGAUAAAUUUUUUCUUCUCGCCAUGUUCAUGUUAAGUUCCAAGUCUGUGAAGUUCCAGUAGAAUUAGAUUUUUUUAUUUUUUGGAGUUUCUUUUUAUAACUAUGAAAAUGUAUUGCCCUCAUUCUACUGCUUUAGUAAAAACAAUUCUGGUACAACAAUAUCUUUUUAGUAAACAUUGCUAUUCAACAAAUUUAAUCCUAACAAACUGGACAUUUUUAUGAAAUGUUUUAUACCCGACUAUCUAUGGUUGAUUUUGAUCAUUAUGUGGUUUGAAAAUCUUUUAUGAUAUUAGCUGUAUUCAUUGGCCAGCUAAGUCUCGUUAAUGAAUGAUGUCUUGAAGUAAGUUGUAUUUUGAAUCGUGUUGUAAUUAUGUCUUGUCCAACGGGAUAAUGUUCAGCAUUUUCUUUGUUUUAUUUGAUAGUGACCAUAUUGAUUGUGAAGUUUCUUUUAAGUAAAAACUAAUCAAUUUAUCAUGAUGAGAAUCAUGAGAAUCUUUGCGACACACUUGAAAAGUUGGAGUGAAUGAAGUACUACUUACAAGAUAAAUUACAAAUGAUUCACAUUUUUGUUUUAAUUAUUUUUCUGCAAAUCUGCAAAAUUUUUCUCACCUUCAUAUACAAUCAAUUGAUUUUAAAAUUGAACAUUUAUACACAAUUUUCUCGCUUAUCCAAAUUGACACUGUGGAGUUAAAAGUCGUGCAGUCUUAUGUCAGACGUAUAAAACAAUGCUCCAAUUUCACAGUCCUGGUUAUUGUUGCACAAUAACUGAAAAUAGUUAAACUGGUUAGAGUAAUUUUUGAGAAAAUGACGAGUUUCCUUUGUUGCUUUCGAUAUAAACUUGCAUUGGAUAAACAAAAUCUUGAACUUUCACUUCGAUUUGUGUAGAUAUUUUCAAUUUUUGCAGUGUUUGAUGUUUUGUUUUCAAAUAAUUUCAACAGAUCAGUGUUUGUGUAGCAUUUACGGUUUCAAGUUCUCUCUACAAAACCAAUUAUGUUUAUGCCCCUAAAUUUCAUUAGAAGAUUAGAUUAGAAUAUUACCUCAUUCUGUCCUAUAUUUUCAUGGUACUGGAAUUUCUCUAAUUGAUAUCUCACUAUUUUACCUGAUACGAUACUCUACUUUGUAACCCAGUUUGUACGAAUAAAAUUUCAGUUUCUUGCAGAACUUCACAAUUGUUUUAACAUAAAUUUCCCAUCUCAUAAUUGAGCAUUGAUAGUUUUGUUGAAAGUUUCUUCAAGUGUCUAUUUUCUGGGAGUAGAUAUUCUUCAGUGACCAAAUUUGUACUCUGCACGACUUAUUCUUUUGCUAUGGUAAUGGUUACCUUUUCCAUGUGAAACUGCAGGAAUUUUUGAAACUGAUAGCACUAUUUCUCAAUAAAAAGCUCUCAUAUUAGA
Molecule: messenger RNA, 3232 nt
Organism: Styela clava
Lineage: Eukaryota; Metazoa; Chordata; Ascidiacea; Stolidobranchia; Styelidae
Product: bifunctional methylenetetrahydrofolate dehydrogenase/cyclohydrolase, mitochondrial-like
Biological process (GO): tetrahydrofolate interconversion
Cellular component (GO): mitochondrion
Molecular function (GO): methenyltetrahydrofolate cyclohydrolase activity; methylenetetrahydrofolate dehydrogenase (NADP+) activity; methylenetetrahydrofolate dehydrogenase (NAD+) activity
Source: RefSeq, a predicted model, not a curated record